AUGAGAGGGUCAUUGCUUCUUCCAGGCCUCUGCUUUCUGCUAAGCUUGUCAGGAGUCGUGGCUCAGAACACCAAAGGGACCUGUGUUCAGUGCCCUCAGGAUGCUUCCUGUGUCAAUGCCACUCACUGUACCUGUAACCAUGGAUACACUUCUCGAUCCAGGCAGAAAUACUUCACAUACCCCUUGGAGACAUGUGAAGAUAAUGAUGAAUGUAAACCACCCAUUAGUAUAUAUUGUGGAGUGAACGCUGAAUGUCAGAAUACCAAAGGAGGUUUCUACUGUUACUGUAAAGCUGGAUAUAAGCUCCAAUCUGGGAAACCACAAUUCAAGAAUAGCAAUGAGAACACUUGUCAGGAAAGCACAACGAUAACCAACAGCAUUAAAGAGGUGAGUGGAAGCUGAAUCCUAGAACCUAGCCAGUUGCAACGGGUUGUUGAGAAUAUCGAGGCGCUUCUCACCAAUAAGAUUCUAUUGGGAACGGCAGAGAAGAGAAACGUCACGUCCACAGUUACAGCUAUGCUCCAGAAAGGGGAAUCAAUUGUUCUACAAGCUGCCUUGAAAGCCCCAGACCAAAUCAUCCAGAAAGUCCAAAACAGUAGUGUGGCUGCUGUUGAAACUCGAGUUGUCACAGACAAUUGCUCCAAGGCAGUCACCUUCAACCUGAAUGCCCAGAUGAACUCCAUGGAUAUCCACUGCAAUGACAUCAUCCAGGGAAACAUACAAGGUCCCAGUGCAGUUGCCUUUGUUUCAUACUCCUCCCUUGGAAACGUCAUAAAUGCAAAAUUUUUUGAAAAGAUGAAUGAGACAGAUCAAGUUUACCUGAACUCCCAAGUAGUGAGUGCUGCUAUUGGACCCAAAAGGAACAUACCUCUCUCCAAGCCUGUGAUUCUAAGUUUUCAGCACGUGAAGAUGAAGCCCAAAAUCAAAAAGGUCUUCUGCGUCUACUGGAAAGACACAAAGGAGGGCAGCCGCUGGUCCACCGAUGGCUGUGACCUGAAAGAAACAAACGAGACUCACACUAUAUGCAGUUCCACUCACCUGUCCAGUUUUGCUGUCCUCAUGGCCUUCCACAACCAGAAGGAGGAUCCCGCACUGACUGUGAUCACCUACGUGGGGCUGAGCCUCUCUCUGCUGUGCCUCCUCCUGGCGGCCCUCACCUUCCUGCUGUGCAAAGCCAUACAGAACAUCAGCACCUCUCUCCACCUGCAGCUCUCUCUCUGCCUCUUCCUGGCUCACCUGCUCUUCCUAACAGCCAUCGACAGAACUGAGAUCAAGGUGCUGUGUGCCAUCAUUGCGGGUGCCUUACACUACCUCUACCUGGCCUCCUUCACCUGGAUGCUGCUGGAGGGCCUGCACCUCUUCCUCACUGCACGCAACCUGACGGUGGUCAACUACUCCAGUGUCAACAGGUUCAUGAAGUGGCUCAUGUUCCCAGUGGGCUAUGGAGUCCCAGCUGUGAUUGUGGCCAUUUCUGCAGCAUCCAGGCCCCAUCUUUAUGGAACACCUGAUCGCUGCUGGCUCCACCUGCACCAGGAAUUCAUUUGGGCUUUCCUCGGCCCCGUCUGUGCCAUAAUCUGUGUGAAUUUUGUAUUUUUUCUCUUGGUUCUUUGGAUUUUGAAAAGAAAACUUUCCUCCCUCAACAGUGAAGUGUCAACCAUCCAGAAUAUAAGGAUGCUGACAUUCAAAGCAACAGCUCAGCUCUUCAUCCUGGGCUGCACGUGGGGUCUGGGCAUCUUGCAGGUGGGCCCAGCUGCCUAUGUCAUAAGUUACCUCUUCACCAUCAUCAAUAGCCUUCAGGGAUUCUUCAUUUUCCUGGUCUACUGCCUCCUCAGCCAGCAGGUCCGAAAGUGGUUUGGUGAGAUCAUCAAAUCUAAAUCUGAGUCUGAGACUCAUACACUUUCCAGCAGAUUUGGUCCUGACUCAAAACCCAGUGAGGGGGGCUGUUUUCCAGGACAAGUGAAGAGAAAAUGCUAA
This is a messenger RNA of Hippopotamus amphibius kiboko, 1974 nucleotides long. It is a transcript of the gene ADGRE3, whose product is annotated as adhesion G protein-coupled receptor E3. Lineage: Eukaryota; Metazoa; Chordata; Mammalia; Artiodactyla; Hippopotamidae. The transcript is spliced from 16 exons. Gene Ontology annotation, biological process: cell surface receptor signaling pathway; adenylate cyclase-activating G protein-coupled receptor signaling pathway. Gene Ontology annotation, cellular component: membrane. Gene Ontology annotation, molecular function: calcium ion binding; G protein-coupled receptor activity. The record is from RefSeq and is a predicted model, not a curated record.